Molecule: messenger RNA, 1068 nt
Organism: Miscanthus lutarioriparius
Lineage: Eukaryota; Viridiplantae; Streptophyta; Magnoliopsida; Poales; Poaceae
Source: the annotation of a GenBank genome assembly
AUGGCCGGCGCCGAGGCCGCGGCAUCGGCGGCCGCCAGCGCCACCGUCGCGGACGACCCGCCGGCGUGCGACGACAGCGCCUGCUCCACGCCCUUCGUCAGCGCGCCGUCCAGCCCCACCCGUGACCGGGACCGGGACCCGUACCCGUCCCACUUCUUCUUCAGCGCGCCGACCAGCCCCACCCGCGGCGGCGGCGGCGGCAAGGACGCCAUCCCCGGCGUCCUCGACUUCGACUUCGACUUCUCCUCGCGCUUCCCGUCGCCCUCCGCCGCCGCCAUGUCCUCCGCCGACGAGCUCUUCCACAACGGCCAGAUCCGCCCCGUCCGCCUCGCCGCCGCGCUGCUGCAGCCGCACCCGGACCCGGCCUUGCUGCUGGACUUCCCCGACGCCGCCGCGGACGCGCGGCGCGCUGACGCCGAGCGGGUGGAGGAGGCAGCGGCCGACGAGCGCGGCCGCGUCCGGAGCCGCUCCCUGCGCCGGAAGGCGCGCUCGAUGUCCCCGUUCCGCACACACUGGCGUACCGCGCCUGCACAACCUGUGCCGGAGGCCGAGUCCGCCGACGAGGCGCAGCAUCCGGCGGCGGCGACCCCCGCGGCGUCGCGCUCGUCGUCGUCGUCGUCCACCGCCUCCUCUGCUUCCUCCACGUCGUCCUCGUCCUCCCGGGGAUCCCGCCGCUGGGGCGGGUUCCUCAAGGACCUGCUCCACCGCAGCAAGCCGGACGGCGGCAAGACCACCCACCACCUGCAGCAGCAUUCCCACCACGCUGAUGCUCCAGCUGCGCCAACCGCGGCGGCGAAGCCGAGCGCAUCGUCACCAUCUCCAUCUCCGUCACCCGCUAAGGGGAGGGGCGGGGCGCCGGGGCACCGCGGCGGCAGGAGGAGGUCCGCGCACGAGCGCCUGUACGAGGCGCGGCGCGCCGAGGCGGAGGAGAUGCGGCGCCGGACGUCGCUGCCGUACCGCCAGGGCCUGCUCCUCUUCGGCUGCAUCGGGCUCGGCAACCGCAGCUACGGCGCCGUGCACGGCCUCGCCAGGGGGCUCAACGCCACUGCCGCUGUCUCCAGGUCGUGA